Molecule: messenger RNA, 2393 nt
Organism: Micropterus dolomieu (smallmouth bass)
Lineage: Eukaryota; Metazoa; Chordata; Actinopteri; Centrarchiformes; Centrarchidae
Product: aquaporin-11-like
Exons: 3
Coding region: 556-1371 (271 amino acids)
Biological process (GO): transmembrane transport
Cellular component (GO): membrane; cytoplasm
Molecular function (GO): channel activity
Source: RefSeq, a predicted model, not a curated record
CCCCAGUUAGUACAGACUUUGAGGACUGAGUUAGUGCACAGAGGUCCUUUCAAACCAGGAUUGGAUUGUUCUUACCCAAAAGACAUGUCUAGAAGAAGUUACCAUUCAGGCUUAUUACAGAAACAGACUCUUUUAAAAAGGGAGGAGGAUUGUAGUGAGAGCACCGCAGUUUCAGGUGCAGCAAUGGCAAAUUGUUUACAUGGCUCAAGAGUCAGGUAGGAGGGCCCCAUAUGUUGCUUAGGGCCCCAGGGCGGUCAGGACCAGCUCUGCAAGUCAUCAUUUCCAGGAAGUGUAAAUUUCGUUUUUAGAAAAAAACCACACCAACCUGCAAAUAGCUUUUUAAGCCUCCUACAACAACAGUUGCUCCGUGGAGCGAUUCAUGUUUGCACUUAUUUUGAAGGCUUAACCGCCUCAUUUCCUGCUCCACAGCGGGCGGUUUUACGCAGCAGCAGCCGCGUGGAUCAAUUGGACUUUGAGGUCGAAACGAAGGAAAGUUAAAAAGACAGGAGCAUUAAAGUUUCCCCAUCACGAGGGACUGUUUAUACUGCCGGAGAAAUGACUGAGCUGUAUGUCUCCUUGUCGGUGUUGGGCGCUGCGGUUCUCCUCAGCGAGGCGACCCGCCGGACAGCAGCGCGUCUUUCCCCCGGAGCUUAUUGGAUUUACCUGCUGGAAGCUGCAUCCACCUUCCAGCUCUGCUGCUGCACUCAUGAACUCAAGCUGCUGGGCGAAACGGCCCGACUGGGGCUGCCCGUGAGCCUGACCCUCACCUACACCAUGACGGUUAUCAACAUAAUAACUUUCCGAGGAGCGACGUGUAACCCCAGCGGCGCUCUGGAGGGGGUUUGCCGCGGGACCAGCAGCGUCCGGGCAGCCGUCGUCCUAAUAGCCUGCCAGUUCGGCGCUGCGGUCGCCGCGCAGUUUUUCGCCACCUCCGUAUGGUCGCUGGGACUUUCCGACGUCCACAGCAGGCACCAGAGGUUCGGGUUCAGAUGCUUCGACCCCCUCGGUGGGACUCUGCUGGAGGCAGCGGUCGUGGAGCUGGGCUGCGCUUUCGUGGUCCAAGCUGCCGCCAUGCACGUCCACAAACUGGACGAAAAACUUCGUGCUCACUUCAUCGCUGCGGUGAUCACUGCAGUGAUUUAUGCAGGUGGAAGUAUUUCAGGAGCUGUUUUUAACCCUGUCCUGGCCUUCUCCGUCCAGUUCCCCUGCAGCGGCCACACCUACCUGGAGUACUGCUUUGUUUACUGGCUGGGACCGGUCUUAGGCGUGGCGAGCUGCAUCCUGCUGUUUGAGAAGAUCAUCCCUUUCCUCUCUGGAAAGAGCACCCUUGGGCUGGAGGUCCCUGCUGCCCAGAAACAGAAGACACAGUAGUAGUGAUCUGAGGACAAGCCAAGUUUGUCUCUAUUUUAGUUUUUAAUUUUUGAUUCCAUAUAACUCUUACCAGUGGAUGUGUCUGCGUGGGUAAUACCAGUUUACCUUUCCGCCCUUUUAUCAGAUGAAGACAUACACAGCAAGUCCAAUUAUGAUUUGUGCCAUUGCCUGGAUGGUGCACCUUAAUUAUCGAUAGCCUAUGCUGUCGUUUAACUGCAGGUUUACCUCACCUGCACAAGUCCCAUUGUUAUCAGUAAACAUGACAUGACACAGCAGACACACACAUAGUGUACUAAUGUGCUGCUGGAUGCAUUACAGUGAACAGCACUUUUACUUUAGUUUUUCCAAACUUGAGUUAACUAUGCAGCUAAUUAUCCGUUCAUUAACUUUGUCAAUACAUUACAAUGUUAAUGGUUAAAACUGUAGGUCACUUAGGUCACUGUGAUGCUGAUUGAGUUUUCUUCUUAAGUUCAGAUGACCAAAGCUCUUAUUGUCUGUUGUGCAUAUAUCAUGUCUGACUGUGUCAGUCAAGCUAAUAAUUUACUGUUUAUCUCCAAUAUGGGCAAAGAGUGAAAAGUACACUUGUGUAAUAUUUGUGUCGGGUACUUAGCUAUUAUAGUUUUGGGAACAUUGCUUCUUUUCUAAUGUUUUUCUCUGUCAAAAACUCCAUUUCUUUGUGAACCAAUGACAAAUAAAUGUUUAAUAAUUCACAUCUUGGCCAGGACAUCCUUGUAAAAGAGAUUAAAAUCUCAAUGGAUUUCUUUCCUGGUAAAAUAAAGGUUAAAUACAUUACAUAUAUAAUACAUUAUACCUCUAGACUUCCAUACUAGAGUCUGGAUGAUGAUAAUGGAUUUUAUUUCUGAGAGUUAUACUUGUAUGAUUAUUUUAAGUAAGAAUGUAAAAUAAACAUCAACUUUUCUCUUACAUGUCAGCAAAGUAGACAGAGUAUAUUUUCUGUACAUCUGUUUUUGUAUAGUGUAAUUUAAAUGCAUUUGUAAUAUCUUGUGUGAAAUAUUUUGAUU